CUCAUCCUCAAACAAACCAGUCUCGCGUCUUUCAAUCGGGAGGAGGGGGUUCGGAUCCGUCGCAGAGUCUCCGCGCCAUUGCCCCCCCAAUCUACAGCGCAAACUACAGGAGCAGCCUCAGAUGGAUCAUCAAAUUUUUUGAGAUCUUAUAAUGUUGUCUGGCUAUAGGGCUGCGCAGCUGUACACCCUCAAGCUUUGCUCCUGUGAGCUGAAUACAGUGAUGGCAAGUCGGGUCACUCAGGGGCUGCUGUUUGUUCAGGAUGAGAAUCAAGUUGCUCAUCGCAAAAAGGGUACUGGUGAUGGAGCAACUAGGAGUUCUAAGACUGUUGCGAAGAAAGGUGAAGGGGGUUUGGGAAGUCGUAAAGCACUUCAGGACAUUACAAACAAAUCGUCCCUUCAUCCUGAAGCAUCAAUAAAGAAAAAGGAUCCACAGAAGGAAGAAUUUAAUGUAGCUGAGGAGAUGUUUUUGCACGACCACCAAAAGUGCAUUGAGGCACAACGAGCGGCCUUCAACAAUUUUGACUUGAACUUGGUUCUUCCUGGUCAUGAUUCUGUGUCUACUGCAGAACGUUCAGAAUCUGAACAGGCAAAGGCUGAGGUAUUGCAUCAGCAAAUAAGGCAUUUUUUCUUUCUUUUUGGCCAUUGCAAAGCACACAUUAUUCUAUUGACUGUUAGCAGCAUACCCUAUGCUGAUUAUGAUAGCCCUCGCUGCUACCCUGAGCCAUCUGAACUUCCCAUGGAUGAGUUUUCUGAUUGCUUUGAAUAUUCAACACAAUGGAGUUCUCCUCCGUGUUCACCAAUGCUCUGGGACACUCCAACAUCUUGUGAAUAUGCAUGGCAAUUUGAGGAUGUGGAAUUUGUCCUCAAGCAAGAGACUGACUUUUGAAUUUUAUUUUGUUAUUUGGCAGCAUCUGCUUGUUUAUUGCACGAAGCAGCACUGUACUGGACUCUUGUAAGCACUACUAUGAUUUUCUAGUCUAAUAUGCCGAAUUUCAUGCACUGCAA
This is a messenger RNA of Syzygium oleosum, 1005 nucleotides long. Its product is annotated as protein PATRONUS 2. The record is from RefSeq and is a predicted model, not a curated record. Bases 152 to 886 code for a protein of 244 amino acids. The transcript has 5 exons. Gene Ontology annotation, biological process: regulation of mitotic cell cycle. NCBI's taxonomy places the organism in Eukaryota, Viridiplantae, Streptophyta, Magnoliopsida, Myrtales, Myrtaceae.